AUGGGCUGCUCUUCCAGCAAGGUGCAGGGCCGGAUUGCCCUCGACGACGGCCUCUACACGAGUGACCGUCGUGAAAGGGCACAAGAAAAGCUGCAGCAGGACCGGCUGGCCGGCACCGACACUUCUGACGUGGUCCUUCUGGGUACUCGCUCACAAGCUGUCGUGGACAGGAUUGACGAACUCCGCGACGAAACCUUCCAGGUCAUGCCUCACGCCGACCUACGGGUAGUACGCCGCACUCCAACGCCUGAGGGCGUGAUCGCUACCGUAUUCACGACUGGGGCUCUCACCGCCACCUUGCUGGACGUAUCUCUCGUGCCAGGUGAACUCGAGCAGUACUCGGGAUGUCUCAUGCAUGCCUUGGCGUUUGUCUUUUCGGUGGAUCUGGCUCGGUAUGAUGAACCCGAGUCCUCUCCGACCUCCGUAAAGGCCGCCCUCAAACAAUUCAAGAAGCUGUGCGACACGACAUGGUGCAUUCAUGGCACACCUAUUGUGCUACUCUUCGACAACGAAGACGCGUUUGCGCGAAAGCUGGCCAACGAGCCGCUGUGGAAGAGCUUCCCCUCAUACGAAGGACCUCGCGACUACUCGGAGGACUGGGUGGCCACGGCGCGGAACUGGAUAGCAGCGCGCUUCUACGAGCUCAAUAUGGACGCCAGCCGCAACAUGUACGGCCACUUCACGCAUAUGGACGACCCUGCCCUCGCCCGCGUUGUAUCCGCGUUCGUACAGGACAUCCUCAUACAGCACGCUCUCAUGCCACAUCAUGAUCACGAUCACGACCAUAGCCAUGGUCAUGGCCGCAGGUUCAGCCUGGGCUUUGGCAAUCGUCGAAAAACAUAA
This is a messenger RNA of Peniophora sp. CBMAI 1063, 843 nucleotides long. The record is from the annotation of a GenBank genome assembly. NCBI's taxonomy places the organism in Eukaryota, Fungi, Basidiomycota, Agaricomycetes, Russulales, Peniophoraceae.